UGUUUUACACCAUAUCUCAAAACUGUUGGUAACUAAUAUGGCGGAAUAGAUAGAUGUUGAUCCCUCAAGAUCCGGAUUUCUUGGAUUCAAAUAUUUCUACAUAAUAGAGUUUUUAAGAAGAAACAAGUUAGCUGUUAUUCAUUUAUAUCAUUAUUAGUACGCGUUGUAAUUAUCAUUGAGAUUUCGUGUUGUGUUGUACUUAAUUGUACUAAGUAUUAUUAAUAAUAAGUGCGUAUAUUACUUAUUAGAGCAGUCUACUUGGCAAACAACUGUAACUUCGAUUUUUAACUUGAAUGUAUUAUAAGUGUCAUUUACAAAAUCAAGAAAUAUAUAAUAUAGAUUUUUAAAUUAUUUUGAUUUUAAAUAAAGAUAAUACGACUUACGUAAUGAGAGUGUUAAUAUCAAUAAUAUAUAUUCCAUCGAAGGGUUAAGAGAAACAUGUGUGAUUUACCAAAAAAAAUGAAAGAUUCAAGUGUUAAGAACAAUGUGCAAAAUGAAUCAAUGGAUCAGUUUUGUCCAAAACAAAGUGCUGAUAAAAAAGAACCUGUAUUAAAAAGUACAAAUGAAGAUGUUCAACGUGCAAUUGAAGGUUUAAAGGAUAUACCAGAUGAGGAACUUCAAGAAUUUCUUGACGAUGAAGAUUUUAUGGAAGGUUUAGAUGUUGUUGAUGCUUGGGAAGGUGAUGAAGAAAAAGGUCGUGAUGUUGAAUUUAAGACUAGCCAUAUCAAAGAUCAAGAACAAAAACGUCCUUCUAGGGAAAGAUAUCGGCGUGAUUAUAAAGGAUCUUAUAAUCGUGAAAGACCAAAGAGAGAUGAAAAAAAACAUGAAGAAAUUCGUCGUGAUCCUUCUAAGAGCACAAAAGAUAUAGAGAGGGAUAAAAUACGUACAAAAAGAGAUAUUGAAAGCAAACUCUUAGCUGAAAAGGAAAAAGCUAUUAAACAUUUGUUAGACUCUGACAAUGUUGUACCUCCAGGUACAGAAACAGAAGCCAUUCAAAGCAUUACAGAAAUGCAUAUUCGUAGAAGCCGAGAACGACGUAGAAGUUUAGAACGUCAAAGAGGAAGUUCAUUACGACGUAGAACUCCAGAUAGAAUUAGGAUAAAUUCUCCUCGGCGAAAAUCUCCAUUAUUAUUAAGUCCAGAACGUUGUAGAAGUACUCUCAAAAUGAGUAAUGAAAGACAUCGAAGUCCAUUGAGAUUUAGUCCUGAUAAAAGAAGAAGUCCAAGAUUUAAUUGUACUCGUAGAAGUCCUUUUGGAUUUAGUCCAGAACGCCGAAGAAGUCCACUUAGACGUCUUAGUUGGGAACGAAAAACAAGUACAGAUAGAAGAUGGAGUGCCGAACGACACAGGAGACGUAUAAAUAUACAUGAACGCCGAAGAAGUCGAUCUCGUGAUCGACAACGAAGUCGCAGUAUGGAACGUCUUAGAAGAAAGAUCAGUCGCUCACCAAUUAGUAGACGAUAUAGUCCACGUCGUCGAAGUCGAACUCGAAGUAGGUCGUUAGAACGUCGAAGAAAGCGAUCCCCCUUUAUUAACGAACUUACAAGACAAUUAAGAAAUGAAGCUAUAAUGACAUCACAUAUGAAUACUGGAUAUGCACAUUCUUCACCUAUGGAUGGCAUAUCACCUUUAAUAAAUAAUGUAUAUCAACAAGAAACAGAGCCUAGAUCAUCAAUGUCAAUGCCAUCUUAUAUACAUCAAACUGUAUUGGCACCAUCAAUAUCAUCAAAUAUAACAACUAGUGGUCCAGCAUUUAUAAAUUAUGAAAAUUCAUCUCAACCAAUGAAUUUUGAUUCAGUUUCGUUACAUCCAUUACCUCAAACUGAAUAUGUUUCUGGUCCAGUAAUGUAUAAUCAACCAAAUACUAGUUCAAUUCAACCAACACAUCGACCAGCACUUCUUCCAGCACCAAUUUCUUCACCACAACAUGAAUCAACUGCGUCUACAGUAGAACAUGUACAAACAUAUAAUUCAUCUCAUGGCAUUCCUUCUACUCGUCAAUCUCCAAUUCAAACUUUCGAAUUUUCAAAUAAAUCUAAGGAUGCAAUCUCUCAAAACUACAGGGAACGCAGAUUUACAGAUUCUUAUAAUGGAUAUCAUGCUUCACAAGAAGAACGAUUAAAGACACCUGAACCACCAGUCAUCUCAGAUACAAAACAAUUUGAAAAAACGAGUUUAUCCAGUCUAUUGGAAGCGUCUGUUUCCGCAAAAGAUUCAACUAGCUUACCUGUCUUAUAUCCAGGAUUCAAUCCAGAAAUAUUAAAACAUUGUGAACAUGCUCUACGCGAACUUCCUGUGGAAGAUCUUCGUUUAAAAAUGAAAGGACGAUUUUUUUAUGAUCCAAAGAAGGAAAAUAUACGAAGUGAUCAAAACAUAUAUUCAUCAAACUCCAUACUUUUGCAAAAAAAUAAAAAUAAAAUAUAUUGGGAAGAAGAAGAAGGUCAACAUCUAACUUCUAUAAAGCAAAAUGUACAAAUGCAUCAAAAAAUUUGUCAAACUGAUGAAAUAGAGACAAAUACGAAAUUUGUUCAAGCGAGUGUUACUAUGGUAGAUUUUGAAGUACAAGUAUAUCCUCAAGAUUUACAAUAUGCUAUUAAAGAAGAAAAAAGACCUAUUAUGGAUCGUCUAGAUUGGAAUGUGCGUGAAAUGUUUGAUUAUACACCUAAAUUUCGUGAGGCCGAUGACUUGAGAUGGAGUUUAAGUAAUUCUUCUCAAAAAAGGACUUGGAAUAGAACAGUAUCUCCUUCUAGAAGGAUUGAUGAUCGUGAACAUCGUAUAGAUUCUGUAUCUUCUUUAGAUCAUGGUUCAAGAAAUAUGAAAUUAGGAUCUCCAAUAAGAAACCGAGAUAAUUUCUCCAGUCAUAAAGAAUCUUUACAAGAUCAUUAUGGUCGUGAAAGAUAUUCUCCUAAUUAUAGACAUUCUUUAGAAGAACGUGAUGAAUUUCAUGAAAAUAGAAGUGAUCAUAGUCGUGGUGAAAGUCCAAUGAUAUUAGAAGAUUCUGCAGAGGAAUUAGAAUUGGAACACACAUUCCAAAGAGGAAGUGAUUGGCAUGGAAGAGGAAAAUUAUCAAGAGGUAGAUCAAGUCCCUUAAUGAAACAUGUGUACAGAAGAAAACAUUCAGGAGGAAGAUCUUAUCGAGGACGUGGAAAUUUUCGUGGAAAAUUCUAAAAUUGAUUGUGUAAAGCACAAAUCUCAAAUGUAGAAUUAUGUAAUCAAAUAUAUCAAUAUUUCAAAAAAAUUGUAA
Apis florea (little honeybee) is the source of this 3244-nucleotide messenger RNA. RefSeq lists its product as uncharacterized. The record is from RefSeq and is a predicted model, not a curated record. Lineage: Eukaryota; Metazoa; Arthropoda; Insecta; Hymenoptera; Apidae.